Messenger RNA from Oenanthe melanoleuca, 2214 nucleotides. RefSeq names its product Spi-1 proto-oncogene (gene SPI1). Gene Ontology annotation, cellular component: nucleus. NCBI's taxonomy places the organism in Eukaryota, Metazoa, Chordata, Aves, Passeriformes, Muscicapidae. The transcript is spliced from 5 exons. Gene Ontology annotation, molecular function: sequence-specific DNA binding; DNA-binding transcription factor activity, RNA polymerase II-specific. Gene Ontology annotation, biological process: regulation of transcription by RNA polymerase II; cell differentiation. The coding region runs from base 304 to 1095 and encodes 263 amino acids. The record is from RefSeq and is a predicted model, not a curated record.
UUUGAUAAAAUCAGGAACUUCGCAUACAACUCGGGAAGAAGUUCACCUCACAACCUACUAGGGCAAACUAUGAAAACUUGUUAGGGUCCUCCUAUCCUGAGAUCCGCCACUGCUAAGGGACUUCACAGAGUCCGAGGAUCUCACUUUUUUCUCUUUUUUUAAUUUAAUUUUCAUUUUUCUUUAUUUUUCCUUUCCCUCCCCACUUUUUUUUUUUUUUUUUUUUUAAAUAUGGUUUUUUGCAAGUCAGUUAUUCUGGAUGUUUGAAAACUGAAUUAAGCAAAAUUCACUCAAGAAGUUGGCUGAAUGUUGCAAGCUUGCAAGAUGGAAGGAUUUCCCCUAAUUCCCCCUCCCUCUGAAGAUAUGGUACCCUAUGAGUCAGACCUCUACCGACAGCCCCAUGACUAUUACCAGUAUCUCAACAGUGAUGGAGAGAGUCAUGGUGAUCAUUAUUGGGAGUAUCAUCCACACCACAUGCACAGUGAAUUUGAGACCUUUGGAGACAACCAUUUCACAGAGCUGCAGAGUGUGCAGCCUCCCCAGCUGCAGCAGCUCUACAGGCACAUGGAGAUUGAGCAAAUGCAUGUCUUGGACUCUGCAAUCCCAACCACACACAUUGGACUCAACCAUCAGGUGUCCUAUUUGCCCCGGAUGUACUUCUCUCCACCUCAGCCCAGCUCUGACGAGGAGGACAUAGAGAGGCAGAGCCCCCCCUUGGAGGUGUCAGAUGGGGAGAAUGAUGGUGUGGACCCUGGGCCUGGAAUUAUGCAUGGAGAAACAGGCAGCAAGAAAAAGAUCCGUCUGUAUCAGUUCCUUCUGGACCUUCUUCGCAACGGGGACAUGAAGGACAGCAUUUGGUGGGUGGACAAGGAGAAAGGUACUUUCCAGUUCUCCUCCAAACACAAAGAAGCAUUGGCACAUCGCUGGGGCAUCCAGAAAGGCAACCGCAAGAAAAUGACCUACCAGAAGAUGGCACGGGCUUUGAGAAACUAUGGCAAGACAGGCGAGGUCAAGAAAGUUAAGAAGAAGCUGACUUACCAGUUUAGUGGAGAGGUGAUGGGAAGGGGGGGCACUGAUAGGAAACAUUAUCCUCACUGAGGCCUUGGGACCCUGAGCAAGAAAAAUAUUGAGAGCUCCUGGCUGGAUACCAGCAGAGGAGAUGGACGCAUCUUUCUCUUUGCUUCCUGUGCCCCCUUCUCUGCCUUUAAACAGCCUUUAUCAUCAGAUGUUUCUGGUACGAAUUCCCUUCUUCAGCAUCUGAGAAUCCUAAUCAUGACAGAAUUCUUUGCUUCCAUCCUCCAAGCUGGACAGAGUUGGGAAAUUUAAACCAUGUACAAAUAUAUUGUUGUCAGGAAAGAAUUUUUUUUUUUUUUUUUUUUUGAUUGUAACUAAAGAGUACAGCCGAUGAAGUUUUGCCUCCAGAGGUGGUGCUGUGUCACUGGCAGUGACACCGCAUUAGCUUCCAGCUUCUAAACUAGCAUUAAUACAGGCUCUGCCGCAGCUCUCAGGGCUAGAGAGAAGCUUGCAGAUCUUGGAAUGAUACCUGUUCUUUUAAAUAGUAAUAACAUGUACAUAUUUAAUAAAAUUAGAUAUAAUGGAGUUUUGAUGUUUGCAUAAUAAAUGAUUACUUCACACACAGACAUCACACAUUCACUUAUGCAGAUGCAGCUCCUGUGUGGUGUCUGAGCAAAAGGUGCCCUGGCUUGUAGGGCCUCACCCAUCUGUAGCUACUCUUUCAUUUACCUGGAAAGAUCAUCAGUGGUGUCAAACUAAGUAACAAAGGUAAGAGAUGAAAUACAUAACUGUGAAAGAGACUACAGUACUGAGGAUUUAAAAAUACAUCUAUGUAUAUAUUUCUCACUAUUUUUUCUAGUGCAAAAACCCUGCCAUUUGAACAUUUUCUGGUCGUGUAUAUCAAUAAUUGCAUUUAUACCCCCAUCCUGUUUAGAAUGUAACAAUUAACCAUAUCCUUCUAUUGUUUUACUUAUUUUCCUGCUCCUGUUCUUUUGUCUUAUUUUCCCCCACAGUGAUACCUUAUGAAUCUGUCUUGGAAAUAAGUUGUGUUUAAUCAUGUCUUUGCAGAAUUCCAGUACAAAAGAGUUUCAAGAUUUUAACUGUGGAUUUUAAUCCCUACUGUAAAGCAAUUAAUAGUAACUAAUAACAACUGCACUGUAUAGAUAACACUCAAAAUGCAAAAUAAAUGAUAAUUCAAUACCU